Molecule: messenger RNA, 1466 nt
Organism: Tauraco erythrolophus (red-crested turaco)
Lineage: Eukaryota; Metazoa; Chordata; Aves; Musophagiformes; Musophagidae
Source: RefSeq, a predicted model, not a curated record
GGUUGGUCGUGUUGUAAGAGAAGAACAACAGACUUUUCUGACUUCUUAAGCAUUGUGGGCUGUACAAAGGGUCUCCAUAACAGUGAGAAACCUCCUGAGCCUGUUAAACCAGAAGUCAAAACUACCUCUGAACGAAAGGAGCUAGCUGAACUGAAACCCAAAUUUCAAGAACACAUAAUUCAGGCACCAAAACCACUGGAAACAAUUAAAAGGCCAAGCCCAGAUGAGCCAAUGACAAAUUUGCAGCUGAAAGUGUCAGCUUCCUUGAAGCAAGCACUAGAUAAACUGAAACUGUCAUCAGAAAACGAAGACAAAAAAGAGGAAGACAGUGAUGAAAUCAAGACUGGGACGGCGUGUAAAAACGCAGGCUGUUCAAAAACGUACGAAGGACCACACAGCACAGAAGAAGUAUGUAUGUACCAUUCUGGUGUACCUAUAUUCCAUGAAGGGAUGAAGUACUGGAGCUGCUGUAAAAGAAAAACAUCUGACUUCAAUACAUUCUUGGCUCAAGAAGGCUGCACGACAGGGACUCAUGUAUGGACUAAAAAGGAUGCGGGUAAGAAAGUAGUUCCAUGUAGGCAUGAUUGGCACCAGACUGGAGGAGAAGUGACUAUUUCUGUAUAUGCUAAAAACUCUGUUCCUGAUCUGAGCUUCGUAGAAGCAAAUAGCACAAUGUUAAAUAUCCAUAUUGUAUUUGAAGGAGAAAAGGAAUUUCAUCGCAGUGUGAAAUUAUGGGGAGUAAUCGAUGUAAAGAGGAGUUAUGUGAACAUGACGGCUACGAAGAUUGAGCUUACUAUGAGAAAAGCAGAGCCCCUGUUGUGGGCGAGUCUUGAGUUACCGGUAUCCAACGCACAACAAAAAAAAGAGAAUUCAGAUCAAUAAUGAUGCCAAGAGACAAGUUAUUUCCCGUUAUGAAGUGGUGACUUGCUACUGUAAUCAGAUAUUUAACUUUUAUAUGGAUUCGGGUUUUUAUGCCAGAUCAUGUGUUCCGUUCUACAAAGGAAUUCGACGCACAAUAAACGAGGGUGUAAACCUGAAGGGUAACAGCUCUUCCUGCUCUUGCUCCCGUGAGUGUAUUUAUUCUAGUUGGAGUGUCUCCAUGGGAUUGAGAGUAAAAGAGCUGUUAGCCCUUGCUUACAACCUUACUUUUAAUGCACUGACUAUCCAGUAGAUGUGUUCUCAGUCCGCUGUGCAUGUUAUUUUUUCAAGUGUUCGGUUUAGACUGGAUCUACUGGGUAGCACGUGUUAAAUUCAGCACUGUUUGCUAUGAAGUACACAGUAAUACAGAUACAAAAAAAUCUGAGUUUAUGAAAUGAUUAAUGUGCAAUUCUACAUCUAGAAUAAAAAAAUACAUAAACAUAAAUGUGAAAGAACACUUGUAGACUUGCAUUUUUGUCUUCUGAAACUAAGGUUGGUUUCAAUACCCUUUGGCUGUGGAGGGAUGGAAUAAAAAGUAUUUUGCUAAG